This is a messenger RNA of Malassezia japonica, 777 nucleotides long. RefSeq lists its product as uncharacterized. Bases 1 to 777 code for a protein of 258 amino acids. Lineage: Eukaryota; Fungi; Basidiomycota; Malasseziomycetes; Malasseziales; Malasseziaceae. The record is from RefSeq and is a predicted model, not a curated record. The transcript has a single exon.
AUGCGCCGCGCCGUCGUGAGCUACGAAGACCUGCCGCACGACGCUGCAGCCGUGCAGCAUGCUGCGACAGAGGCUGUGGCCGAAGCGGGGGUAAAAAAGCGGCGGAAAACGAACGAGGGGGGAGAGAAGCGAUACCAUGGGCCGCACUGGGACGAGCAGGGGCCGACGUCGUCCAAGGCCGCGCCGGCUUGGUCGCAGCUGGAGGCGGACGACAUUCUCGACUCGGACGACGCGGUGGUCGCGUCGCCAACGAUGGACGACUCUCCAUUUCUUGAAAGCGUCGAGGUGCCGAGUGGAGCGGCGCUCAUGUCGCGGGACGUAUGGGACGACCAGUUCUUGCUGGACGCCUGGAACGCCGCCGAAGAAGAGUACGCUGCGUUUCACCGGCGGCGCUCGGACGCUCUUGACGAGGAAGAGGAGGAAGAGAAGGAGGGACUAUGGUACAGUCUUCCGACCGAGGACGAGCAGGCGCGUGGAACAUGGGAGGACGAAGAGGACGACGACGAAUACGACAAUGGCGACCACGACGAUAGCGACAACGAUACCUAUACCCCCGGCUGGAAGGCCGCACAGCGCAUCGUCGCCGCGACGCCCAAUUCGAUUGGCGCAUCGUCUUCUACGCCGGCACCCUCCGCCGUCCCACCUGCGCCGUCGCUUGCCCUGCCUGCCGGCGUCGCAGCGAGCGAUACGCUCCAGAGCCUCGUCAUGGCUUGGUACUAUACGGGCUACUACACGGCCCUCUACCAGCGGGAACAAGAAGCGAGUUCACUGUCAUGA